Xyrichtys novacula (pearly razorfish) is the source of this 2346-nucleotide messenger RNA. Lineage: Eukaryota; Metazoa; Chordata; Actinopteri; Labriformes; Labridae. The record is from the annotation of a GenBank genome assembly.
UCGUCGUUGACUGUAUUGACAGUCUACCGGAAGUCGGCGCGGCUCUGUAUUUUUUUCCUUCACUCUUGGUUCGCCUUUUUCUCCCCCUGAAAAUAAAACACAAAAAAACAAGAAAUCAAGCAGCUUUGGAUCAACGGCAUACAAAAGCGAUGGAGGAAUUUCACAAUGGAAACGAAGUGAGUGUUUCAGAGAGUCUAACUUGUUUAUUUAGUCGUAGAAAGAAAAAGGAUGUUAAGGAGCUAGGAGUUAAGGAGUCAGCUGUGAUCAUCAGUUUAUAAAUCUAGAUUCCUGAUCCUGCUGCUUUAAAAACUCACAUCUGUCUCUUUUCUCUCUUCAGGGCUCCUUUAACCAAGAGGAAGUUGAUAACUCCAUUAAAGAGGUAAAUUUAACUCAAUUCUGUCUCUUUUUUCCUUCUUCAACACCAUCACAGGUCUCAUCUUCACUGUCCUCUUGUCAGGUGAUUAAUGACUUUGGUUUUUAAGAAUGAGAGGUUCAGUGAAGCUGUUUUUUUCCUCCUCCCUCAGGGUGAAACAAUAUCCUGUGACUUAUCCACAUGACUGCAGACACUCAGUCUUUAUCUGCUGAAAGUGUGUUCGUGUGUGUGAAUUUGUGUGUUUUUCUCAGUGUAUCGAGAGCGUGGUCGGCGGGGAUGACUACAGUCAGAGUCUGGUGAACAAAUGGACAGCUGGUAUCGUGGAGCGCUGCCUCACACAGCUGGUCAAACAGGGGAAACCCUACAAAUACAUUGGUAUGUUUCUGUGUGUGUGUGUGUGUGUGUGUGUUUGUUUGUGUGCUGGUUCAUUCUUUCAGAAUCAUAGACUGUAUAUACUAUGGACAACUUGGUUCCGCCACCCGCCUAUAUUCCGCCUAUAAAAACUACUGGAAAAUUUAUGAUAAAUAACAAUAAAUGACAAUGUCAUCUUCAUAAAAGUGAAAAGAGGCAUUUGACAAGUUAUUACAUAAGUUAUUAAUGUAGAUAGAGAAUAAAAUAGGUCCCAAGAUCAAACCUUGAGGUACACCUUUAGAGACCUUCAGAAGGGCAGAAGUAGAACCAGCCUUCUGGAUGCAUUGUGACCUACUGUCUAGGUAGUCUUCAAACCACGAUGUUGCUUGGUUUGAUAGGCCAAUAUGACGAAGUGCACGUAAAAGCAGAUUAUGGUCUACAGUGUCAAAUGCCUUUGACACAGUUAUAAACAGAGCCACACAGUAUUUUUUAUCAUCCAGGGCCUGGAUAAAAUCAUUAAAAACUUUAAGCGCAGCUGUCACAGUGCUGUGCCGCUUUCUAAAACCAGAUUGAAAUGAUGAUAAAAUGUUAAAAUGUUCACGACUGUUUUAUCUGCAGUGACAUGUGCUGUGAUGCAGAAAACAGGAGCGGGUCUCCACACAGCCAACUCCUGCUACUGGGACACAACCAUGGAUGGUGAGCUCUGUCUUCACUGCUGGGAUAGUCUAGUGUUUUUCUUUAGUGCUCUCUCAUGUAAUUAUUUUGGAUGUAAACACUUGUUUGUUUGUUUGUUUGUGUUUGCAGGAAGCUGCACUGUAAGAUGGGAAAACCGCACCAUGUACUGCGUGGUCAGUGUGUUUGCUGUGGCUAUCGCAUGAUACACACACACUACCACUACCACUUGAGGAGGGGUGCAGGUUCUUCCUGUAAACAGUAGGGGGCCACCAAGUGCCACAGAGUCCACAUCAGUACAGCUUUCAGGAGGAGGAGCUGUAUUUCCAGCCUUCAGAUGCAUGUAAAAAUCCUCAUCAUGUUAAUGUCUGUAUCUCCUCACAUCACUGCAGAGCUUUAAUCAUUUCACAUUCAGCCUGACUGCGCACAACAGCUGCAACAAUCACAAAAAGCCUGACUCUUCUUCUUCUUCUUCUUCUUCUUCUUCUUCAUCUUCGUCUUCUUCUUCUCCUUCUUCUUCUUCGUCUUCUUCUUCUGUGUUUUGCUGUCUUUAUGAAUGUCAUGCCAACAAGGAAAGAGCAGAUUUUUGUAAUCGGAGUGGGUUUUUGCUGCAGGUAAAUAAAAAUGAAGAGAUUUAUCAACAAACAGCAGAGUUUCUUUGUCCUCGCUGACCAGUGACGAUCAUAUUUUCACUUUUUCAUCCCAGAGUUUGAAAAAAAAGCUUUUUUUAAUACUUGACUUUAAACACAAUGAUCCUGAUCGUAAAACUCAAUAAGAAAUUUCAAGCACAGCGCAGCUUCAUUGUCUUUCAAUAAGAGCGAUCAAAGCUAAAGGAGGAUUGAGAACAUGAUGGAUCGCUGUGAAGAGGUCGAUCGGUUUAAAAAUAUAUAUGUAUAUUUUGUGCAAAGUAUAAAAAAAAACAGAGUUUAAUAAAGCAAUAUCAAACCUCC